GAGCAACCGCCGGCCGGCGCUCUCCCCUCCCUCCCCCUCCCCUCGCCUCCUCCUCAGCCUCCUAGAACGAGACACCAACAUGGAGCCUGAGGACCUGCCGUGGCCCAGCGAGCUGGAGGAGGAGGAGGUGGAGGUGGAGGAGGUCGAGGAGGCGGAGGAGGAGCCGGAGGCGGGGAGCUUGGGCGAGGACGAGGUGGUGACGGUGGAGGAUGUGGAGGAGCAGGGCCUGGAGCUGGGCGCCGACUGCGGCUGCGAAGCCCCGCCGCGGGAGUGUACGGACGACGAGGACGACGAGGAGGCCAAGGCCUGGCUGGAGGCGCAGCCCAGCGGGACUCUGACUGCACCGACGCUUCCGAGGCAUCGCUACCUCGCGGGCGAGCGGCCCGGCCCGGAGAGGGUUGUACCAUUGACCCAUCAUGUAUGGCAACAAGACAAUAGUGUCUGUCAAGACAAUAGUGGAAUGCAGAUUUUUGAUACUAAUGUGGUCCGUUUGGAAAAAAAAGCUCAGUGGGGAUAUAGGGGUGAUCAGAGAACAGAAUCUUGGGAUUGUCUUCCUCAAGAAAUGGACUCUUCCCAAACUUUGACUACACCUAAGACCAGGUUUAAUGUGAGAGAGGAAGAGACCAAAGUGACAGAUUUCCCCUCUCUGGAGGAAGGUGUAUUGACCCAAUCAGAAAAUCAUGUAAAGGAAUCCAACAGAGAUCUCCUGUGUUCUCCUUUGCUUGUCAUACAAGACAACUUUGCUUCUCCUGAUUUGCCUUUGCUGACAUGUGUGACACGAGAUCUAGAGUUUGGGCCUGAUUCCUUAUUUCAGCAAAGUGAAGUAGAUUUUGCACCUCUGAGGAGAAUUCCUGGUAAGUCUGAAGACACUGAAUGGUUUUCUCGACCAUCGGAAGUUAGUGAAGCACUAUUCCAGGCAGCCUCAAAAGUAGCUUCAGACUUAGUUAACAAUUGCUUUAGUGUGUCUCAGCACCCACAUACAGGUAGUACAACUGUUGGGUCUCAGUACUCUUUUUUACCUCCUGAACAAGGCUCUAAAGAAGAGACUAUUUCAUCUGAAACAGUUGAUGAACUGAAAACCCCCAAAGACUCUGAUAGUUAUGAUGCUCUUUGUUCAUAUAUGUCAUGGAAGACACAAGAAGUUAUACAGGAGCCAGAAACCAAUUUAGGUGAUAAAGAUCAAGUCUCUAUUUCAACUUCAACUGAUGUAAGUGAUGAGUAUAUAAUUCCUAAAGGAAGUGAGCAUUUUGGUGCUUCUUGUUCAUAUGUGCAAUAUUGGAAUCGGAAAACUUUACAGCAGUCAGAAAAAUAUUUAACCAGAAAGGACCAUGAUUCUUUUUCAGAUUCAUCUGACACAAUUGAUAAAAAUAAAAUUCCUAAGGGAAAUGACAGUUUUAGUGCCCCAUUUUCAUAUAUGCCGUGCAGCAAGCAGGGAGCUUCACAUUAUCCAAAAAUAUGUCCAAUUAGUAUGGACUAUGUUUCUUUUCCACAUGAAGUUGCUCCUCAUUUUAAGAAUGAAAUUUCAUGUUCUUUCUUGCAUUGUUUGUUGGGAAGAAGAGGAAAAGAGUUUCCCUUAAUGUCUGGUAGUCAUUGUUUUGAGAGUGUUUAUUUAGGGGCUUCAGCUGAGAAUAAGGUGAAACAAAAAAUGGAUUCAUUGGAGGGUUAUGAAAGAAAUGAAGAAGGUCUGGGGAAAGAAUUACCUCAAUAUUUUGAUCUAAAGGAGGAUAGAAAUACUUUAGAAUUUUCAGAGGUACAUCCCAGAUCUUCAAAAAUACAAUAUAUUGAGAAUAUAGUUCCUGAUAACUCUGUAAAAGUUUCAAAAGUGCGUGAUACCUUUAACAUAGAGACUUCAGGUGGCCCUCUUCAGACUGUUAAAUCCAACUUGGAUGAAACAUCAGAACAACUGUAUUUUCAAGAGGAAAGAAACCAAAAGGCAACUUUUGCAUUUGGUGGGGGAAAUGUUGAUGCUUCUGAAAAUAUAGCCUUUGAGGCAGUUAUUGCCUCUAUUGAGCCUUCCAAGAAAGAGCGUGUAAGAAACGAAAUCCAGACUGAUAUCACUAAGUCUUUAACAAAUGACAGCCAAGAAAGUGAACCAGAAAUUUCAGAUCUUUCCCUCUUAAGUUAUGAUGAAAACUUUUUCUUUGAUAGCCACCCAUGUUAUCAGUCAACUCCUGGGGUUUUUGAACAAGCUGCCUCAAGACCAUUGUUGCAUAAAAAAGAUGGUGAUGACAGCUCCCUGUACUGGCAUCCUAAUUUAAAAUCACCCCCCAUUAAUUCUCAGGAAAUAUUUAUUAACCCAUUUUCUGUUACUCCAGAACUUAAGUCAUCUUUAAGUGAAAAAGCUCUUGGUCUUGGCAAAAUGCAAUCACCUUUAUUUCAGUGUGAUACAAACAAUGAACCUUUUCUUCCCAUUGGGAAGAUAAAGUCUGUUUCUGCUCUUGAUCUUGCAGUGAAGGUAGGUUCUUCAAAUAUUUUUUUUCCAGUGAAAGUAUCAACUUCAGAUUCUUUGGUUUCACAAGAUUUUAAAGAACUUACAGAUUUCUCAAACUGUACUUUGGGUAAGAAUGUAAACUCUAAUAACAUCACUGAAGGGCCACCUUCAGCUAUAGGAAGCAGCUUUUCAGCAAACUUGGUGUCAUGUGAUGUGGAGUCACAAGGUGCUUUACCAUUGACCAGUGAUGCAUCACUAAUUGCAGUUGGCCAAGAGAUAUUGCUGAAAGCUGACAUAGGCCAAGGUGAAAUUCCUCAGCCUAUGGGAGCCAAGUGCAGUUUUACUAUACAUACUAUUAUGCAAAAUGACUCCUAUUUUAUAGAGGGCCUGCAGGGGAAGGCUGAGUCUGACAUCUGUACUCUGGAUGAUGAUAUUGAAUCCUGUAGCCUAGAUGAAAACGCUGUUGUAUGCAGUGAAAGAGUUGCUGAACUACAAAGAGAGAUAUGUGACCAAGGUGACUUGACUAGUGAGUGCAUUGAACUAGCAGGUUUAGAAAAUGUGCUUGAUCAAGACAUUGGCAGAAGCUCCCUACACUGGAAAUCUCCUUUAAAACUGCCAUCUAAGGAAGAGGGCAGUUUUGAAGAACCUGUUGAUCACUCUAAUGUGGACAUUAAACAACCGUUUCCAUCUAUAUUGCCUUCAUUUGUUCCUCAUGAGUCAGUCCGAGAAUUGAAUUACCAUCCUGCAGAUCUCAGAAUGUUAAGAGUAUCUCCUGACACUGUGCCAAAGACUCCCAAGCAUUUAACAGGAGUUACUUCUAAAGGAGGCAUAACUGAUAUUACACAUUCUAACUUGAGACCAGACAUCACUACCACUCCUGGAGUUUCAGACAUUGAAUCUCAUUUAUCCUUGUCCCCUGAUGAAUUUUCUCACUUGGCUGUAAGGUCUCCUCAGGAUAACAUUAUUGACCAACAUACUGAUAGUAUCAAUCAACAGGCAUUGGCAGAUAGUCAUCUAACUGAAGAGACUCUGAAAGUUUCAGCUGUUCGUGAACUAGCUGACCAGAAGACUGGGAUAUCAACAGUACCCACUAGUUCCUACUCACAAAGAGGAAAACCCCAUAUAUUCUACCCACAGGCCGUCUCAGGCAGUCAUCUAACUGAACAGGCUCAGAAUAUUUCAGCUGCUCCUGGAUUCUCUGAGCAAAAGACUGGGAUACCAGCAGUAACCUCUACUACUUACUCACAUAGAGAGCAGCCCAAUAUUUUUUACAGACAAGAGUUGCCAGUUAGUCAUCUUCCUGAAGAGACUCUAAAAGUUUCAGCUGCUUCUGGACCUGCUGCCCAGAAGGCUGGCAUACCUGAAGUUCCUCCAACUUCCUACUCAGUUGGAGAGAAGCACAAUAUUUUCUACCAACAGACAUUGCCAGGCAGUCAUCCUACUGAAGAGACUCUGAAAGUUUUAGCUGUUUCUGGACCAGGUGACCAGAAGAGUGGGAAAACAACAGUAACUUUUAGUUUGGAUCCAUAUAGAGAGAAGCACAUUAUUUUCUCACAGCAACAGUUGCCAGUCAGUCAUUUACCUGAAGAGGGUCUGAAAGUUUCAGCUUCUUUUGGAUCAGCUGACCAGAAAACUGGGAUACCUACAGGGCCCUCUACUUCUCAUUCACAUGGAGAAAAAACCCAUAUUUUCUAUCCUCAGGCCCUGCCAGAGAGUCAUCUAAGUGAGCAGGCUCAGAAAGUUUCAGCUGUUCCUGGAUUCACUGACCAGAGGACUGGGAUAUCAGCAAUAACCUCUCCCUCUUACUCACACAGAGAGAAGUCCAACUUUUUCCACCAACAGGAGCUACCAGAAAGUCAGCUAAUUAAAGAGGCUCAUACUAUUCCUGGAACAGCUCACCAGAAAUCUGAGAUACCAUUAGCAUCCCCUACUUCUUACUCAAAUAGAGGGGUACACGGUAAUUUCUAUCAGCAUGAGUUGCCAAAUUCUCAUUUAACUGAAGAGGCUCUGAAAGUUUCUGCAGCUCCUGGAUCGAUAGACCAGAAGACUGGGUUGCCAUCAGAACCCUUUACUUCCUAUUCACACAGAGAUAAGCCUGUUGUUUUUUACCAACAGGAGUUUCUAGACAGUUCUCUAACUGAACAGGCUCAGAGAGUUUCAGCUGCCCCUGGGUCAGCUGGCCAGAGGACUGGAGUAUCAGCAGUAACUUCUGCUCCUUACUCACAUAGAGAUCAACCCUUUAUUUUUUACCAACAGAAGUUGACAGACAAUAAUCUCACAGAAGAGGCUCUGAGAGGUUCAGCUGUCCCUGGACCUGUGGACCACAGAGCUGAGAUACAAACAGGGUCUGCUAGGUCCUACUUAUUUGAAGAGAAGCCCAAUAUUUCCUACCAGCAGACUUUACCAGGCAGUCACCUACCUGAAGAGGCUCAGAAAAUUUCAGUUGCUCUUGGAUCAGCUGAAAAAAAGACUGGGUUGCUAUCAGAACCUUUUACUUCCCAUUCAUAUAGAGAUAAACCUGGUACUUUUUACCAACAAGAGUUUCCAGACAGUCCUCCAACUGAACAGGCUCAGAAAGUUUCAGCUGUUCCUGGAUUAGCUGACCAGAGGACUGGGAUAUCAAAACUAACCUCUAGUCCUUAUGCACAUAAAGAGCAGCCAUUUAUUUUUUACCAGCAGAAGUUGCCAGAGGAUCAUCUAACUGAAGAGGCUCAAAAGGUUUCUGCUGUUCUAGGAACAGCAGACCAGAAGACUGGGUUGCCAUCAGAGCCUUACGCUUCCUUUUCACAUACGGCAAAGCCUGUUACUUUUUACCAACAGGAGUUCCCAGAGACUUCUCUAACUGAACAGGCUCAGAAAGUUUCAGCUGUACCUGGACCCACUGACCAGAAGACUGGGUUGCCAUCAGAAGCUUUUACUUUCUACUCACACACAGAUAAGCCUGUUAUUUUUUACCAACAGGCAUUGCCAGAUAAUCUUCUAACUGAGCAGGCUCAGAAAGUUUCAGCUGCUUCUGGGUCAGCUGACCAGAGGACUGGGUUAUUAACAGUAACCUCUAUACCUUAUGCACGUAGAGAUCAGCCCUCUUUAUUUUACCAUCAGGAGUUACAGGAGAGUCCUCUAACUGAACAGGCUCAGAAAGUUUCAGCUGCUCCUGGGUCAGCUGGCCAGAGGACUGGGAUAUCAACAGUAACCUCUAGUCCUUAUGCACAUGAAGAGCAGCCCUUUAUUUUUUACCAACAGAAGUUGCCAGAGAGUCAUCUAACUGAAGAGGCUCAAAACACUUCUGCUGUUCCUGGGCCAACAGACCAGAAGACUGGGUUGCCAUCAGAAGCUUUUACUUUCUACUCACACAGAGAUAAGCCUAUUGUUUUUUACCAACAGGAGUUGCCAGAUAAUCUUCUUCCUGAACAGGCUCAGAAAGUUUUAGCUGCUUCUGGGUCAGCUGACCAGAGGACUGGGAUUUCAACAGUAUCUUCAAGUUCCACCUCACUGGAAGGGAAACCCAUUAUUUUCUAUCCACAGGCCUUACCAAAUAGACAUCUCACAGAAGAGGCUCCAAGAGUUUCAGCUGCUUCUGGAUCAGCUGACCAAAGGAAUGGGAAAUCAACAGUAACUUCUAUUCCUUACGCACAUAGAGAGCAGCCCUUUAUAUUUUACCAAAAGGAGUUGCAAGAGAGUCCUCUACCUGAACAGGUUCAGAAAGUUUCAGCUGCUCCUGGAUCAGCUGACCAGAGGACUGGGAUAUCAACAGUAACCUCUAUUCCUUACGUACAUAGAGAGCAGCCAUUUAUAUUUUACCAACAGGAGUUGCAAGAGAGUCCUCUACCUGAAGAGGGUCAGAAAGUUUCAACUGCUCCUGGAUCAGCUGGCCAGAGGACUGGGAUAGCAACAGUAACCUCUAUUCCUUAUGCACAUAAAGAGCAGCCCUUUAUUUUUUACCAACAAAAGUUGCCAGAGAGUCAUCUAACUGAAGAGGCUCAAAACACUUCUGUUGUUCCUGGGCCAACAGACCAGAAGACUGGGUUGCCAUCAGAACCUUUAACUUCCUACUCACACAGAGAUAAGCCUGUUGUUUUUUACAAACAAUUUCCAGACAGUCCUCUAACUGAACAGGCUCAGAAAGUUUCAGUUGCUCCAGGAUCAGCUGGCCAGAGAACUGGGUUGUCAACAGUAACCCCUAUUCCUUAUGCACAUAGAGAACAGCCCUUUAUAUUUUACCAACAGGAGUUACAGGAGAGUCUUCUAACUGAACAGGCUCAGAAAGUUUCAGCUGCUCCUGGAUCAGCUGAGCAGAGGACUGGGAUAUCAACAGUAACCUCUAGUCCUUACAUACAUAAAGAACAGCCCUUUAAUUUUCACCAACAGAAAUUGCCAGAGAGUCACCUAACUGAAGAGGCUCAAAACACUUCUGUUGUUCCUGGACCAACAGACCAGAAGACUGGGUUGCCAUCAGAACCUUUUACUUCCUACUCACACAGAGAUAAGCCCAUUGUUUUUUAUGAACAAGAAUUUCCAGACAGUUCUCUAACGGAACAGGCUCAGAAAGUUUUAGCUGCUCCUGGAUCGGCUGGCCAGAGGACUGGGAUAUCACCAGUAUCUUCAAGUUCCUCCUCACUGGAAGGGAAACACAUUAUUUUUUAUCCACAGGCCUUAACAGAUAGGCAUCUCACGGAAGAGGCUCCAGAAGUUUCAGCUGCUCCUGGGUCAGCUGACCAGAGGACUGGGAUAUCAACAGCAACCUCUAUUCCUUAUGCACAUAAAGAGCAGCCAUUUAUUUUUUACCAACAAAAGUUGCCAGAGAGUCAUCUAACUGAAGAGGCUGAAAACACUUCUGCUGUUUCUGGGCCAACAGACCAGAAGACUGGGUUGCCAUCAGAACCUUUAGCUUCCUACUCACAGAGAGAUAAGCCCGUUGUUUUUUAUGAACAGGAAUUUCCAGACAAUUCUCUAAUUGAACAGGCUCAGAAAGUUUUAGCUGCUCCUAGAUCAGCUAGCCAGGGGACUGGGAUAUCAACAGUAUCAAGUUCCUCCUCACUGGAAGGGAAACCCAUUAUUUUCUAUCCACAGGCCUUACCAAAUAGACAUCUCACAGAAGAGGCUCCUAUAGCUUCAGCUGCUCCUGAAUCAGCUAGCCAGAGGACUGGGAUAUCAACAGUAUCAAGUUCCUCCUCACUAGAAGGGAAACCCAUUAUUUUCUAUCCACAGGCCUUACCAAAUAGACAUCUCACAGAAGAGGCUCCAAAAGUUUCAGCUGCUUCUGAUUCAGCUGACCAGAGGAGUGGGGAAUCAGCAGCAACCUCUAUUCCUUACUCACAUAGAGAGAAGUCUAUUAUUUUCUACCAACAGGCCUUGCCAGAUAGUCCUCUAACUGAAGAGGCUCAGAAAGUUUCACCUGUUCCUGGAACAGGUGACCAGAGAACCAGAAUACCAGUAGAAACUUCUGUUUCUUACUCACACAGAGAGAAGCCUAUUAUUUCUUACCAACAGGAGUUGUCAGAUAGUCAUCUAACUGAAGAGGCUCUGAAAAUUUCAAGUGUUUCUGAAUCAACUGACCAGAAGACUGUAAUACCUACAGCACUGUCUAGUUCCUAUUCAUACGAAGAGGAGCCUGCCAUUUUUUACCAGCAGGAGUUGCCAGAUAUUACUGAAGAGGCUUUAAAAAUUAUAGGGGGUCCUGGAGCAGUUGAUCAGAAGACUGGGAUAUCAGCAGUAACCUCUUCUUACUCACAUAGAGAGAAGCCCAUUGUCUCUUACCAGCAAGAGUUAAUAGAUACUAAUGAUGAUGUGUUCAGACUCCUAGGGCUUCCUGUAUCAGUUGACCAGAAAACUGGUGUACAAAUUGUACCCACUACUUUUCUUAGAGAGCUCCCUGUCUUUUCUUAUCAGAAGGAUUUGCCAGAUGUUACUGAAGAAACUCUGAAAGUUUCAGCUGUUCCUGGACCAGCUGAACAGAAGACUGGUAAAAGAAUUGUAUCCUCAGCUUCCCUUAGAGAGGGACCUAUAUUUUCUUAUCAGAAGGACUUGCCAGGUAUUAGUGAAGAAACUUUGAAAUUUGCAGUUGUUCCUGAACCAGCUGACCAGAAGACUGGGAUACAAGUAAUCCCCUCCAGUUCCUCUUCAUAUAGAGGGAAGGCUGGUGUUUCUUUUCCACAGGAGGUGCCAAAUCUUACUAAAGAAACUUUAAAAGUUUUUGCUCUUCCUGGAUCAGCUGAACAGAAGACUGAGUCAUCAACAAUUUCCCCUAGCCCUUAUUUACAAAGAGAGAAGCCUAAAGAUUCACCUGUGAUUGGACCGGAAGACCAGAAGACUCCAUCAUUGGCAGUUGUUCAUGAUUCUUAUUCUCAGAGAGUAAAACCCAGUAUUUUCUUUCAACAGCAGUUGACAGAUAAACAUGAAAGUAAAGCUAUUCUGAAGAUUUCAACUGUUCCUGAACCCACUGAGGUGGAUUCUGGGAUUCCACUACCUCUUCCUAGUUCCUUUUCACAUAGAGAGAAAUCGAAUAUUUUCUAUUCACAGGAAUUGCCAGAUAACCAUCUAACUGAAAAUGCGCUAAAGGUUUCAGUUAUCCCUGGACAAGCUAACCAGAAAACUCUGUUACCAACAACUCUUCCUAGUUCCUUUUCACCCAGAGAGAAACCAGAUAUAUCCUAUCGAAAGGAUUUGCCAAAUAGACACCUAGUCGAAGGUGCUCUGAUGCUCUCAAGUGGUCUUGGGCAAGAUGAAAAGAUUACUAGGUUCUCAACAGUUUCCCCUGAUACUUAUUCACGUAGUGAAAAACACAAACUUGUUUCAGACCAUGUCCAGAGGCUAAUAGAUAAUUUGGAUUCUUCUAAUUCUAGUCUUACUUCAAACAGUAUGCCUUUAAAUUCUCAGGCUGAUAGUAGAAUUGUAAUAAAUAAGCCAGAAUCAUCAGGUUUUGAAGAUGUUGGCUCUAAGGAUAUCCGGGAUACAGGCAGUGGUUCCAAAACUCUUAAAGAGAUUCGGACACUUUUAAUGGAGGCAGAAAAUAUAGCACUGAAACGCUGUAAUUUUUCUUCUCCCCUUGUGCCUUUCCGAGAUGUUAAUGAUAUUUCAUAUAUACAAUCUAAGAAGGUGGUUUGCUUUAAAGAACCCCCAACAACUGAUAACUCUCAUGGUGAUUUGCCUCACAAACAGUCAUUCACAGAGGAAAACCCAGCCAACCAGUACAUACAGAAGGAUAUUAGCACACAGACGAAUAUGAAAUGCCAGAGAGGCAUUGAAAAUUGGGAGUUUAUUAGUUCAACUACAGUUAGAAGUCCUCUAGAGGAAGCAGAAAGUAAAGCCAGAGUGACAUUAGAUGAAACCCUUAGGCAAUAUAAAGCAGCCAGAUCUGUAAUGAGAUCUGAACCUGAAGGGUAUAGUAGAACCAUUGGGAAUAAAAUUGUAAUCCCCAUGAUGACUAUCAUAAAAAGUGAUUCAAGCAGUGAUGCAAGUUCCUGCUCAUGGGACAGUAAUUCCUUGGAAUCAGUUUCUGAUGUUCUUCUAAACUUCUUUCCAUAUGCGUCACCAAAGACAAGCAUGACAGAUAGCAGAGAGGAAGAGGGUGUGUCAGAGAGUGAUGAUGCUGCCAGCAGUGUAGAUUCACUGGCUGCACAUGUGAAAAACCUACUAAAAUGUGAAUCCUCAUUGAAUCAUGCUAAACAAAUACUCAAAAAUGCAGAGGAAGAAGAAUGUCGGGUGCGAGCACGAGCCUGGAAUCUGAAGUUUAACUUGGCUCGUGAAUAUGAGUGUGGCUACUCAAUUUCAGAAUUAAAUGAAGAUGACCGGAGAAAAGUAGAAGAGAUCAAAGCAAAAUUGUUUGCUCAUGAGAGAACAACUGCUUUGUCCAAGGGUUUACGGAGUCCACAGGGAAUAGGAUGCAAACCAGGAGCUGUGUGUAGUCACAUUAUAAUUGAGAGCCAUGAGAAAGGAUGUUUCAGGACUCUAACUGCUGAACAACCACAAUUGGAUACUCACCCUUGUGUUUUCAGAUCUGCUGAACCCUCAGAAAUGAUCAGAGGACAACGGAGCCCUUCAUCAUGGAGAAGCAGGCACAUAAAUCUUUGCAAAUCACUAGACCAGAACAACCCCCAUUUCAAAGUGUGGAAUUCCUUGCAGUUUCAAAGUCAUUCCCCAUUUGAAAACUUUACAGCUGAUGACUUCAACAUUAGCAAGGGUCUUCAGAUGCCUUUCCAUGAAAAGAUGGACCCUUGGCUGUCAGAAUUAGUAGAUCCUGCUUGUGUGCUGCCAUCUGAAGAAAUGGAGUGUCAUUUUCCAUCACGUUCUUCAUCACAAAUGCCGCCCCCAGAAUCCAUGAAAAAGUUUACUACCUCCAUCACUUUCUCAUCUCACCGACAUUCUAAAUGCAUUUCAGAUUCCUCUGUUUUUAAGGUUGGUGUUACUGAAGGUAGCCAAUGUACUGGAGCAUCUAUGGGGGUAUUUAAUUCUCAUUUCACUGAAGAGCAAAAUAUUCCUAGAGAUCUAAAACAGAGAACCUGUUCUCCUUCAUCGUUUAAAACUUUGGGUCAUUCACCAGAUAAAACUGUGACUAUUUUAGCAGAAAGUAGUAGGCAAAACCAAAAAUUACCUGUUGAACUUUCUCACCAAGAAGAAAAACUCUUAGAAAGAUCACAUUUCAAAGGCAGUCAUUUUGAGCCCAGUACCCAUGCAGAUUCUCACAAUUUUAAGGAAGUUCAUUUUUCUGAUAACAAUACCCCCAUUAAUUUGGACAGGCCAAGUUCCACACCCUCCAUAAAAGAGAAGAAUAUAACUAUAACUCCAGAUUUACCUUCGCACAUUUUCCUUGAACAGCGGGAGCUCUUUGAACAAUGCAAAUUCCCACCUACAGAUCAUCAUGUGGGAAAACAUUCUCCCCCUCCUCAGCAUCAGGAUUAUUUAGCUCCAAACCUUCCUUGUCACAUUUUUCUUGAAAAACGAGACUUCUUUGAACAAGCCCCACAUGUAGAGCAUCAGAUGAAAGAAAAUGAAUCACCAAUCCCUCAAGGUCAGGAUAGUAUAGCUUCAGGAACUCCUUGUUCCAUUUUUCUUGAGCAACGUAAGCUCUUUGAACAAAGCAAAGCCCCAAAUAAAGAUUACCACAUAAGAAAACACCCUUCCUCCCUUCCUCAAGAUGAGGAUUGUGUAGUAGAAAAGAAGAAUCAACAUAAACAUAAAUCACACAUUAGUAAUAUGAUAAAUGUUGAACCCAGCUCCAAUAAUGUGGUCUCCCAGCCAACCUCAAAUCAGUAUACGGUAGUAACAUCUACAUCUACUCCACCUUCAAAUAGAAAAGCAAUUUCUUGUGUUCGUAUAACUCUUGGUCCCAAGACUCCUUCCAAGUUGGAUAGUGGAACCUUAGAUAAGACAUUUCAGUCAUUGGAUCCUGCUUCUAAAACAAGGAUGAAUAGUGAGUUUAACUCUGACCUGCAAACUAUAUCUUCAAGAUCAUUGGAACCAACCUCCAAAUUAUUGACCAGUAAAACGAUAGCACAGGAUCAAGAAUUUCUAGGACCUAAAUCUUCACCGGACUUGGAAGUUGUACAGUCUCCUCUUCCAGAUAAUUACAUUCAGGAUUUGAAAAUCAUACCUUCUGAGAAUAGCCAGUUAGUAACCUCAAGGCAAACACAAGUGAACAAUUCAGACUUGGAAAGAUAUUCCAAUCCAGAAGGGACUCCAGUAUCUGCAGAUCGACCUUCAGAGGAGAUUAAGACACCGUUUUCAACCUUUUCUGGAAAAUUAUUGUCUGAUGCAGUCACUCAGAUAACAACAGAAAGUCCAGAUAAAACUUUGCUUUCCUCUGAGAUAUUUAUUAAUGAUACAGAUCUUGCACAUGCAAUUCCAGAGCCUAAAACCCAGAAGAUGCUCAGCAAAGUUCCCAUCAAACUUGCUUCCUCAUCUUCAAUCCAACAGAUUUCUGUUUCUCGUGGCCCAGAUGCCCAGCCGUCACUGUUGCCAUAUAAACCUUCUGGGGAUACAAAGAUGUACUAUGUUCCCCAAUUAAGCCAGAUUCCUCCAUCUCUGGAUUCCAAAUCAGACACCACCAUUGAGAGCUCCCACUCAGGAUCCAAUGAUGCCGUUGCUCCAGACUUUCCUGCUCAGGUGCUAGGCACACGGGAUGAUGACCUGGCAGUCACUGUUAACAUUAAACAUAAAGAGGGGAUCUAUAGCAAGCGGGCAGUGAGCAAGGCAGCCUUAUCAGUGAGGAAAAACCCCUUUCAGAAAGAUAAUACAGAUGCUGAAGUUCAAGUUAUCUUCACCAAGGAUGAGAGGCUCUUAGAUAAAAACGGUGAAGAGGAAAUUCACAGUAAUUGGGCAGUGACUGUGGGUGCACGUUCUGAAGAGAAAGAAUCCUUGCAGAAAGACACUGCAGGUUCCAGUGAUGCUGCUGCUACAGGGAGCUCAGCUCAACUACCAGACACAAAAAUCGAAAAUUUACCAGACACUGAAGAAAUUAAACAAAUAGAGGAGGUCCAGAGUAAGAGGCCAGUUACAAAGGAAGCCUGGUCAGAAAACAAAGAAUCCUUGCAGAUAGAUAUUGCAGGAUCUGGAUUUGAAAAUACUACCCAUUCUGUCUUCAGGUCAGCCAAAUUUUACUUUCAUCAUCCAGUACACCUGUCAAAUGAUCAAGAUUUUUUUCAUGAGUCUUUAGGAAGGAGUGUUUUCAUGAAACAUUCUUGGAAAGAUUUCUUUCAACAUCAUCCAGACAAAUAUCGAGAACACACUUAUCCUCCUCCCCCUUUUCAAAAUGCAGAAAAGAGUAAGGCAGAUUAUCCCAAAAUAGAGAGCCUCAGUAUCAAUGUGAACUUGGAAAACAAAGAAGCAGUAAAUGACCAGACUAGAGAAUAUCCAAAAGUUGACCAGAAAAUUAAUGAUCCAAAAAGGUAUCAUAAGGUCACCCCAGAGCAAACAACUCAACACACUGCAAGCUUGAAUGAACUCUGGAACAAGUAUCAGGAGCGACAGAGUCAACAGAAGCCUUCUGAGUUCACUGACAAGAAAGAAUUAUCCUUGGUGGAGCGACUUGAUCGUUUGGCUAAACUUCUUCAGAAUCCCAUUACCCACUCUCUUCAGGCCGUAGAAAGCACACAGGAUGAUAGCAAAGGGGAACAAGAUGUUAAGGAAUGGAGUGGUAAACAGCAACAGCAGAAAAACAAGCUUCAGAAAAAAAAGCGGUAUAAAAGCAUAGAGAAAUGCCAUAAAAAUACAGGCGAUCUUAAAAAAAACAAAGUGUUUCCUGCUCAUCAAAUGGGGAGAUCUAAUCAGAUUAAAAUUGAGCAAAUAAAAUUUGAUAAAUAUAUUCUGAGAAAACAGCCAGGGUGUCAUUAUAUAAACAACACUUCUUCAGAUUCUAGGCCUUCAGAGGAGAGUGAUUUGCUUACAGAUACUCCCACCAAUAUCCUUUCCCCUACCACUUCUGUGGAUUCAGAUAUAUUGACUCAAACAGAUAAAGAAGUGACAUAUGAAAGGAGCAGCUCUAUUUCCACCAUUGACACUGCCCGAUUGAUUCAAGCUUUUGGCCAUGAAAGAGUUUGUCUGUCACCCAGGCAAAUUAAAUUAUACAGCAGCAUUACUGACCAUCAGAGGAGAUACCUUGAGAAGCGGAGCAGAAACAAGAGAGCAUUGAAUAUAGGUCAUCCCCAGAUGACCUCUGAGCACACCAGAAGGAAACACAUCCAGGUCUCUAACCAUGUGAUUUCUUCUGACUCUAUUUCAUCUCCUACCAGUAGUUUCUGGAGCUUGAGCUCUACUUUUUGCAACAAGAAAAAUGUACAAAUGUUAAACAAAGGAGUACAAGCAGGUAACUUGGAGAUUGUAAAUGGUGUCAAAAAACACACUCGAGAUGUAGGGAUGACCUUCCCAACUCCAGGUUCUAGGGAGGCUAGAGUAGAAGAGGACAGUGAUGUGACUUCUUGGUUAGAAGAUAAAAUAGAAGAGAAAAUGUUUCUUACCAAUUACCUCGGGGACAGAAAGUCAAGGAAGAACAAGCAGAGGUGCUGUGAAGGGGUUUCCUGGUUUGUUCCUGUGGAAAAUGUGAAAUCUGGUUCUAAGAAGGAAAACCUGCCCAAGUUUUAUGGCCCUGGUAUCUCCUGGUUUGCACCAAUAACCAGCACUAAACCUUGGAGGGAGCCACUACGAGAACAAAACUGGCAGGAACAGUGCAUGGACAGCCACAGGCCACUAGCAGGGCCAGGCAGGGAUCCACCAAUGCCCUUUGUGAGAGCAACCUUACAGGAAUCACUUUGGCUACACAGACCUGAUUUCAUCUCUCGCUCUGGGGAGCGCAUAAAGCGCCUGAAGUUAAUAGUUCAAGAAAGGAAGUUGCAAAACAUGUUACAGAGUGAGAGGGAGGCACUGUUCAACACUGUGAGAGAAUGGCAAGGCUACCGGGAUCCCAUGAACCCACUCUCUAAAAGAGGCUUCCUGGCUGCCCAGAAGAACAGGCCUGUUGGAAAGAAGGAAAUGAUUCAGAGGUCUAAACGAAUUUAUGAGCAGCUUCCAGAAGUCCAGAAAAAGAGAGAAGAGGAAAAGAGGAGAUCGGAAUAUAAGUCAUACCGACUACGAGCCCAGCUAUAUAAAAAGAAAGUGACCAAUCAGCUCUUGGGGAGAAAAGUUCCCUGGGACUGACCUAAGAUUAUUUUCCUCAGAGCCUUGGAAUCAUAUUUUAUCAACAUAGAGAAGCACAAUCCUUACUUUUAUGAAUCUGGCUUAAUAAAACUUAAUCUUUGUCCAUGUGUAAUUUAGAAGUCAUCUUCUGCACAGUGUGGGGCAGAGUGGUAAUUAAGAUUAUCAAUGGUUUGGGAGCA
Talpa occidentalis (Iberian mole) is the source of this 15237-nucleotide messenger RNA. RefSeq names its product ALMS1 centrosome and basal body associated protein (gene ALMS1). NCBI's taxonomy places the organism in Eukaryota, Metazoa, Chordata, Mammalia, Eulipotyphla, Talpidae. The record is from RefSeq and is a predicted model, not a curated record. Gene Ontology annotation, cellular component: centriole; cytosol; centrosome. The transcript is spliced from 23 exons. Bases 80 to 15058 code for a protein of 4992 amino acids. Gene Ontology annotation, biological process: regulation of centriole replication.